GGUAAUGUUUGAAGGAUGGCCCACUGCUGCAGGAGAUAAGGGACCUUCUGUAGACGUUUCCCUCCUUGAUAAACUGAGUGUCUUAAGUGCCACAAACGCGCGUUGCCGCCCGUCCAUAUCCGGCUGGGAUGUGACGGGGCUUGUCACCGCCCGGCACCUGCGCGGGGGAAGUGUGCGUGGCUCUGGUGAAGAUAACAGUCGGAGUACUUACGGCCCCAUACAGCAUCAUGUAUGUUUCAUCCGCUGAAGUAGCUAUGAACCAAAAUAAAUCAUGCAUUCAACAAGACUGAAAACAUAACCCUAUCCUAGUUGUGUUAUAAAUAGUGAAAGUGCGCCAAGAAUCACAAACUAUAUAAGAUGAUUUAAAUCCCGUUGGGCUCAGUGCACCCCCUGACGCGUGAGUCAGCGACGCUGGCAUUAACAUUAAUCGUGGAUUGCAUUAUAGCUUUAAGCUGCAUUCUCUUUCUUUUUUUUUUCUCUUUCUUUUUUUUUAAAAAUUAAUCUUAGUUUUUUAUCUGCUUCAAUUUUUAGUGUAGACGAUGUUAAAAAUAGAACUAUUGCAACAACGAAAUAGAUAAGUUGAAAUUGGCUUCCACUUCUAGAACAAACAAAAAAAUAAUUCUAAAAUUAUCACGGAAUGGCUUUUAUUUGUAUUUUCCAGAAAGCUUUGUUGGCGACCACACCGCAUCGGACCAAUCAACGUUGCCGAGACACCCUGUGGAAACAAGGGCCACAACCUGUGGCAGGUGAGUCCAUGUCUAAAACGAUAAGGGACUGCACUUCAAGGCAACGAAACCAUUGUGCAAGUUUCCGCAAAAUCUCUUUAGUGAUAAAUUGAAUUUCUAUGUUUGUAAUUUUGACAACCUAUUAGUAGUAAAUAAAAUGAAUGGUACGGUGCAUAAGACAAGAAUUACAAAGAAUAAAGAGCAACUUAGAAGAAAGUAGAACACAAGGGAGUAGAACAUAAAUUCUAAGAAAUUAAAAAAAUUAGAAAAGUAGUCUUAAGAAAGUAAAUCAUAAGAAGUAGAACAAAAGAAAGUAGAACAUAAGAAAGUAGAACAUAAGAAAGUAGAACAUAAGAAAGUAGAACAAAAGACAGUAGAACAUACGAAUUGAAACCAAAAAAAAAGUGUUCAUGAUUUAAACACAAUUCUUUAACACUGAGUUUAGAUGGGGUUAAAGUUAAACAAGCUCACACGAUAAAAGAAGGGGAAAAAAAAAAGAAUAAUUUUUAGAGAACAAAGAGGUAAUGUGUUGGAUUUUUGACUCUACUGUAAAUAAAGAGGAAAGAAAUGAUUGCGAUUAAAACAAAGAUAGGUUUAAAUACCUAAAUUGUUGAUUCCAUUUCAAUUAACCCUACCCAAAUUACUGGAAUCUAGUUUAGAAACGCAAACAUUAUUUUGGAAAGAAACCAAACUGAACAAGGUGUGUAACGUCCAAGGGGCAAGCUAGAUCUACUCUGUUUGACAAAAAUGUAGUCGUACCCCAUACUUCGCUUACUUCUCAAUUUCCUUUAAAAUAUUUUAAAAUUUAAAAUGCAUUUGAAAAAUAAUUUUAACAUAAAUUUAAAUUUCCCCUUGUGCAGCCAUGAAGACGUUUGGGCUGUUGGCCAUUCUGGCGUUAGGGGCAGUAACUUCACGGGCUGAAGUUUCGUCCACGAUGAGUGACUUAGAAUUAAAAGCCCACGAAGACAUCGUGGCCUUGCUGAGGCACGUGACGUUUGCUCGGCCAAAAAAACCCGUGGUGGAUCCCAUUGAUGUAAGUCUACGCUGCUUACAACAAAACAUUCAUUGAAGUCUACACUGCUUACAACAAAACAUUCAUUGAAGUCUACACUGCUUACAACAAAACAUUCAUUGAAGUCUACGCUGCUUACAACAAAACAUUUAUUGAAGUCUACGCUGCUUACAACAAAACAUUCAUUGAAGUCUACGCUGCUUACAACAAAACAUUCAUUGAAGUCUACACUGCUUACAACAAAACAUUCAUUGAAGUCUACACUGCUUACAAAAAAACAUUGAUUGAAGUCUACACUGCUUACAACAAAACAUUCAUUGAAGUCUACACUGCUUACAACAAAACAUUCAUUGAAGUCUACACUGCUUACAACAAAACAUUCAUUGAAGUCUACACUGCUUACAACAAAACAUUCAUUGAAGUCUACACUGCUUGGAACAAAACAUUCAUUGAAGUCUACACUGCUUACAACAAAACAUUCAUUGAAGUCUACACUGCUUGGAACAAAACAUUCAUUGAAGUCUACACUCCUUACAACAAAACAUUCAUUGAAGUCUACACUGCUUACAACAAAACAUUCAUUGAAGUCUACACUGCUUGGAACAAAACAUUGAUGUAAGUCUACACUGCUUACAACAAAACAUUCAUGUAAGUCUACACUGCUUACAACAAAACAUUCAUUGAAGUCUACACUGCUUACAACAAAACAUUCAUACAAGUCUACACUGCUUACAACAAAACAUUCAUUGAAGCCUACACUGCUUACAACAAAACAUUCAUGUAAGUCUACACUGCUUACAACAAAACAUUCAUUGAAGUCUACACUGCUUACAACAAAACAUUCAUACAAGUCUGUUCUGCCCUGGUCUGUUCUGUACUGUCCUGGUCUGUUACGUACUGUCCUGGUCUGUUACUACUGCCCUGGUCUGUUAUGUACUGUCCUGUUCUGUACUGUCUUAAGUCUGUUCUGUUAUGCACUGUCCUGGUCUGUUCUGUUACGGACUGGCCUGGUCUGUUCUGUUACGGACUGUCCUGGUCUGUUCUGUUACGUACUGCCCUGGUCUGUUCUGUUACGUACUGCCCUGGUCUGUUCUGUUAUGUACUGCCCUGGUCUGUUAUGUAGUGUUCUGGUCUGUUCUGUACUGCCCUGGUCUGUUACGUACUGCCCUGGUCUGUUCUGUACUGCCCUGGUCUGUUCUGUACUGCCCUGGUCUGUUCUGUUACGUACUGUCCUGGUCUGUUCUGUAGUGUUCUGGUCUGUUCAGUUAUGUUAUGUACUGUUCUGAUCUGUUAUGUGCCGUACUGUUAUGUUCUUUUAUGUACUGUUAUGUUAUGUACUGUUCUAUUAAAUUUGAAGCCACAUCCUACUUUCGGUUUGCCUACCUAUUGCGUUCACACAACACAGAGAUUACCAGUAAGUUAUACAGUGCAUACAACUCUGGUGUCAAAUGCUAGUGUUGGAUUACACACGAUGCUUACAAUGUGGAUUAUAUAAAGAUUAAGAACUAAUUCUACAUGUCUUUAAAGUCACACAUAUUAAUCAUAAUGUUUCCUAUUUUCAUUUUCUCUUCAAAAAAAAAAGAAAAAGAAAGGUUUUGGGCUAGCAAAGUCAUUCUCAUUCAAGAACUGCGCCGACCCUGACAAUGAAAUCCUUGUGCCCUCUAACUUCAAUUUAGAGCCCGACCCCAUUAGAGCACCUGGCAACAUCACUGUCUCGGGGAACCUUGAGAUUAAAUCGAAGUUUGGCUCUCCACUGGUGGUAAGGUUUGGAUUAAAUUUUCUUUCGACACCCCUCGCCAGGUCAAUGUUGUUUAAUGUACAUUCUGAAACAUCUCAACUCAACUUACAAAAGGGUAAAGGGUUUGAAAAGGGGGGGGGGGGCAAUUAUCCAAGCAUAACCUUGGUAUUAUCGCCUAGGAGGGAAGGCAACUCGUGACGCUUGUUUGCUUCGACCAGCAGCACAUAUUACUUUUUAACACACACAUUUCCACUUGGAUUAAAUUUUCUUUCGACACCCCUCGCCAGGUCAAUGUUGUUUAAUGUACAUUCUGAAACAUCUCAACUCAACUUACAAAAGGGUAAAGGGUUUGAAAAGGGGGGGGGGGCAAUUAUCCAAGCAUAACCUUGGUAUUAUCGCCUAGGAGGGAAGGCAACUCGUGACGCUUGUUUGCUUCGACCAGCAGCACAUAUUACUUUUUAACACACACAUUUCCACACACAUAACGUUUUACCUCACACACUGUCACACAUUACGUUUACGCCCACACAUUUUUUUUACACAUGACGUUUUAACCCUCAUAGUUUUACACGUUUAACGUUUUAACCCACACAUUUUCACAGUUUAACGUUUUAACCCACACAUUUUCAAACAUAAAACGUUUAACCCACACAUUUUCAGUUUAACGUUUUAACCCACACAUUUUCAGUUUAACAUUUUAACCCACACAUUUUCAAACAUAAAACGUUUAACCCACACAUUUUCACAGUUUAACGUUUUAACCCACACAUUUUCAGUUUAACGUUUUAACCCACACAUUUUCACAGUUUAACGUUUUAACCCACACAUUUAACUUUUAACCCACACAUUUCACUUUAACCCUCACAUUUAACUUUUAACCCACACAUUUCACUUUAACCCACACAUUUAACUUUGAACCCACACAUAAAACGUUUAACCCACACAUAUAACUUUUAACCCACACAUUUAACUUUUAAUCCACACAUUUUCACACAUAACGUUUAACCCACACAUUUUCACACAUAUCGUUUUAACCUACACACUUUCACACGUUUAACGUUUUAACCCACACAUUUCCCAUAUAUAAAUUUCAACCCACAAAUUUUCACACAUAUAUCUUUUUGAUAGUUUGGCCUUUAGGGAAAAUGUUUGAUGACCCCCCCCCCCCCCCCCCCCCCCAAGGGACGAUUAUCUGCUAGUUCUUUUAAACCGAUUUAUUGCAGGCCAGUGUUGUGGUAUGGAAAAAAGUUUUGGGAAUAUGGAUCAAGAUACCUUGCUACCAUGGUGUCGGCUCCUGCACCUAUAGCGACGCUUGUACACUGUUGACAAGCCCGGAUUGUCCUACUGUGCUGACCAAGAUUGGUCUCCCCUGUCAAUGUCCUUUCCCGGCAGUAAGUCAUAACCUGGAGUGUCAAACUGGAUCUCACAAUGAAAGCCGAUUGUAAAUAGCUCCAUUUUUAGACGCAAUUAUUUCAUAGCGUACAUCUUUGUUAGGAUGAACAACAAUUGUCGUUGAGUGGAUUACGAUGUUUUGUAUUUCAGGGAACUUUCAACUUUGAGCCAUUUGAUAUUGUCAUCCCCAAGGCAUUGCCGGUCAGCGGAGAGAUUUUCAUACACCUUAAGACAUCUUAUGAAGGUUCACUAGUGACAUGUGUCGACCUCCAGUUUGAGUUGGCCUGAACACGAUAACACAUCACUGCUGAAGAUGGAUGCAUGAUAAACAUCAUCACAAUCACUUGCUAUUCUUUAUAUUAUUUAUAGGAGGGGUUGGUCAUUUCUGAGGCUGGAAAAUACCACAGCGCUUGACGUGCAGUUACUAUUUUUAGCCAAUGUCUUCGUAAAACAUAGCCUCUAUCUAACAAUGUAUUUCCCAAUAUAUAGAUAUAUAUAUAGAUCAGAAACAAUUGGUAAAAUCUUUCGUCAAAUAAAGUUGUCACCACGUUUCCGUCCAGGUUAAGAAGACCCUCUAUCUAGGCUGGCUCACAUUGACGUGAAAGUACCGGACAGCUGUUGCGAGAUUGGCCAAACGGAAUACCAUCAUGUUUUAUUAACAUCAUAAUGAGAUUGCAUGCCCGGAUGUUCUAUUAAUAGAUUUCCGACAUUUAAAUGGCCAACCAUGUUAUAGGCAGCAAAUAGGCGGCCUCUAUUGUCUAACACUCACAUUUUUUCCUGACUAUAUUAUGCACACUUUACGAGCUUUUACAUUUAUGAAGUCCAACUUUGUCAAGUACAUUUUCAACAAUACUACAAUUUUUUAAUAGACUAUCCAGUGUUAAAUCUUUUUAAUAUACUGUGUCAUGUUUGUUGAAUCAUGUGUGUUGUAUCGUGUUUGUGGUUUUAUGUUUGUCAUAUCAUGUAAAUGGUUUUAUGUUUGUCAUAUCAUGUUAAUUGUUUUAUGUUUGUCAUAUCAUGUUUGUGGUUUUAAGUUUGGCCUAUCAUGUUUGUGGUUUCAAAUUUGUCAUAUCAUGUUAAUGGUUUUAAGUUUGUCAUAUCAUGUUUGUGGUUUUAAGUUUGUCAUAUCAUGUUAAUUGUUUUAUGUUUGUCAUAUCAUGUUUGUGGUUUCAAGUUUGUAAUAUCAUGUUAAUUGUUUUAUGUUUGUCAUAUCAUGUUUGUGGUUUUAAGUUUGUCAUAUCAUGUUUGUGGUUUUAUGUUUGUCAUAUCAUGUUAAUUGUUUUAUGUUUGUCAUAUCAUGUUUGUGGUUUUAAGUUUGUCAUAUCAUGUUAGUGGUUUUAUGUUUGUCAUAUCAUGUUAGUGGUUUUAUGUUUGUCAUAUCAUGUUUGUGGUUUUAUGUUUGUCAUAUCAUGUUUGUGGUUUUAUGUUUUUCAUAUCAUGUUUGUGGUUUUAUGUUUGUCAUAUCAUGUUUGUGGUUUUAUGUUUGUUGAAUCACGUUCGAAUUUUUAAAAACAUUUUUACAAUCAGUCAUUAUUCACUGAACCCCCCCCCCUCCUUAUAAUCUUAUAAUGUAUUCAGUGGCGUAGCUGGGGUAAUUACCAUCUGGGCAAGCCAAGAUUUUUGUCGCCACCUUCCGCUUAAAUGUUUUACAAUGCUCCGAAAAUGUCACCCCCUCAACAUAAGAAAAAGAGUGCCGCCAGAGGCUGACCCCCCUCCCCUUCCUACGCCCCCAUUCCUACGCCACUGACUGUAUUACGGUGUACUAUUUUAAACCUGAAAUGUAACAACGAUUGAUGUAUUUUUGUAUCUCUCGAGCUCAUAUUAGAAAAGAAUUACAGAUAAUACUUUACUGAUGAAGUACACACACAAACACUGUCACGCAGGCGCACCACGAGGCUAUGUAUAACUUUCUUUGUAUACGUCACAUUCGUUACCACAGUGAAUUUUCUGGGGAAGAACUCGGACGAGAGGGUCACGGCGUCAUUGUUAUUUUUUUAUUAUUAUUAUUUUUAUUUUUUUAAUCAUGGCCGUGGUUUAUUUUAUUAAUAAACUUUCAGCAAAACGGUGUAGAGACCGAGGGGAACGUAAUUAUCUGAUUUCGGCUGAAACCGAAACUUAGGCCGAAAGUUCAAAAUUACUUUCGGCCGAAACCAAAGCUGAAACCAAAAGCUUAAUGUGACUUUUCAAAAUUUUGGCCGAAACCAAAGCCGAAAUAUUUAGAUAUUUUAAAAAAAAUGUCAUGCAUAAGUUCUGCGUACAUCGAUUAGGGAAAGUAUGAUUAUUUACAUUCCUUUUAUAAUAAAAAUGAGAUCAUCGUGAAUAGUAAUAAAUACACAUCGAAUGAAAAAAUAGGCUUUUACCAUUUUCAUUUAAAAGUCAUUUAAAUUUCUUAAAUUUUUUUUUUUAAAGUAGUAUGGUAAGAGAGAAUUUGGACCGGUUGGAAGGGGGGAGGGUGGGGCAAAAUUCGUGCAAAAUAGACCAUUGAGUGUCCUCUUCUUUUAUAAUAUAAUUACAAUCUAGGACCUAUAACUACAAUAAUUAUUGUGGCUCUAAUGGAGCCAAUUGUCAUCUAAAUAUGAGUUAUUAACGCUAUAAAAUAUCACCACAAUGUUUCGCGAUUAUGCCACACUAAUGCUUUGUGUUUUCAUAUAUAGCUGGCUAGAUAUCGCUGUAUUAAUAUUUAGCCUAGUACCAACACAUUAGCCUUUCCGUGCUGGUGACGUAAUUAUUUCGUUCAGUGACCAGCCUCCCUCACCCCCAUUUGGUAGGGGAAUUUUUUUUUUAACCGGGUCUCUUAAAAUUGUUGUUCUGACGGAUCUCGACCAAGAAUCACAAAAGACGUAAAUUGUCGCCACAAUCAUAAAAGUGAAGUCAACAGGUUUGCAGUAGGCCUACGACAUAAUUACUCUACGAACCCGUGAUACAUGCAGACGGGUGUUAUUUCGUCAAUAACAGUGUUUAUGAGCAUGAUUAGGAUGAAUUUCAAGAAGUGAAUGAAUUGAAACAGCCAAAGUUUGCUGUACUUAAAAAAAAAAAAAAAACGAAAAUGAUAAGAGA
Molecule: messenger RNA, 7924 nt
Organism: Lymnaea stagnalis (great pond snail)
Lineage: Eukaryota; Metazoa; Mollusca; Gastropoda; Lymnaeidae
Source: the annotation of a GenBank genome assembly